This is a messenger RNA of Toxorhynchites rutilus septentrionalis, 2599 nucleotides long. It is a transcript of the gene ClC-b, whose product is annotated as H(+)/Cl(-) exchange transporter 7. The coding region runs from base 166 to 2430 and encodes 754 amino acids. Lineage: Eukaryota; Metazoa; Arthropoda; Insecta; Diptera; Culicidae. The transcript is spliced from 6 exons. Gene Ontology annotation, molecular function: voltage-gated chloride channel activity. The record is from RefSeq and is a predicted model, not a curated record. Gene Ontology annotation, cellular component: intracellular membrane-bounded organelle; lysosomal membrane. Gene Ontology annotation, biological process: transmembrane transport; chloride transport.
CAAACAAACCUGGCAACUCAUCUCGAAAUCAAAACGUUGUGAUUAGUCACACAUCGGAUACAGUUCUUUCUGUGAAGGAAUACUUCUAGAUAUUUUCCGCAUUUGUUCAUAGUUUAGAUUUGCAGUUUAUAUGGUAUUGUUCAGUGCUAGAAAUAGAGGCCUGCAAUGGUAAAAGAAGUGCUCGAAGAUGAACGCCCGUGCUUGUCGGACGACGAUGAUUCUGAUAAUGAAAUUAUAGGGGAAUUUCAGGAACAUUCCAUCCGCAUAGAACCACACGAGGAUGCAGGAGAAAAUGGUCCAGUUUUCAACAUCAGGAAUCGGAAGAAAACCGAAUCUCAGUACGAGAGUCUCGAUUACGAUGUAUGUGAGAAUGUCUUGUGGCAGCAGGAGCAGCGGAAGAUCAAACCGCGCUUCACCGUGCGGAAGGAUUUUGCCCGCUGGAUAGUAUCGAUGCAAAUCGGAGUGUGGACGGCGUUGGUGGCCUGUGGAAUUAACAUUGUCAUUGAGGUUCUAUCAAGGAUCAAGUACUCUUUUUUGAAACGCACUGUCGACGAAAAUGUAUUAACCGGGGAUCUGAGUAUACCGUAUCUAUAUUGGGUGCUGACGAACGUGGUUCCAGUGGCAAUCGGAGCGACACUUGUGGCCUAUGUAGAGCCGGUUGCUGCUGGCAGUGGGAUCCCGCAAGUAAAGUGUUACCUGAACGGUGUUAAGAUUCCACGUAUCGUCCGGAUUAAGACGUUGGCUGUGAAGGCGGUGGGUGUUGCUACCUCUGUUAUCGGUGGCCUGGCCGGAGGAAAGGAAGGACCGAUGAUUCACAGCGGAGCAGUGAUAGCGGCUGGAAUUUCCCAAGGCAAAAGCACCACAUUCAGACGGGAUAUGAAAGUGUUGAACUAUUUUCGGGAUGAUCACGAGAAGCGAGAUUUCGUUGUUGGUGGGGCUGCUGCUGGUGUUGCAGCUGCUUUCGGUGCACCCAUCGGUGGAAUUUUGUUUUCUUUGGAGGAAGCCGCUAGCUUUUGGAAUCAGUCGCUGAUCUGGAGAACUUUCUUCGCUUCAAUCAUAAGCUCAUUUACGCUCAAUGUCGUCCUGUCGGCAUACCAUGGACUGAGCAGCUUCCGAUACCGUGGUCUUUUCAAUCUUGGAGAAUUUGAACCUUUGCCCUUCGAGUACUACGAACUACCCAUCUUUAUGCUGAUGGGUGUUUUCGGUGGAAUCUCAGGAGCUGUGUGGAACAGCAUGAACACCAGCAUAAACAUUUUCCGAAAGAAAUUUAUCGAAUCACGGUGGUCAAAAGUGAUGGAGGCUGUUUUCGUGGCAGCAAUUGGAGCAACUUGUGCUUGUGCAAUGGCCUAUUCUAUCAACGAUUGUCGUCCACUGGGAAACGAUCCCACGGAAACACCGGUACAACUUUUCUGUGAAGACAACGAGUACAAUGCAGCUGCCGCAUUGUGGUUUCAAACACCUGAGGCUACCGUCCGAGCACUAUUCCACGAUCCGCCUGGAUCGCACAAAAUACUCACGCUGAUGAUAUUUGUGCUUAUCUACUAUCCAUUGUCUUGUGUAACGUACGGAUUGAGUGUAUCGCUGGGAAUUUUCAUCCCAACGCUGCUGGUAGGAGCAGCAUGGGGCAGGUUGACAGCUUCCUUCCUUGUGCUGGUAUUUCCGGCAUCUAAUAUUUUUGUGAGUCCCGGAAAGUAUGCAUUGAUUGGGGCAGCAGCACAACUGGGAGGAGUAGUCCGUAUGACGCUAAGCUUGAGUGUCAUCCUGCUGGAAACAACCGGGAAUAUCUCGUUCGUACUGCCCAUCACCAUCACUCUGAUGUCUGCCAAAUGGAGCGGUGAUUACUUCAACGAGGGUAUUUACGAUACACAAAUUAAAACAUCCAAAGUACCGAUGCUACCAUGGCACGUGGAGCCCAAGUUGGAGCGAGAGUUCGCGAAAAACAUCAUGAAUCAACCGGUUGUGUGUAUCAGAAGAAGAGAAAAAGUUGGGUAUAUUCUUGAUAUUCUGCAGAAUACCAACCACAAUGGAUUCCCUGUUAUUGAGGACGAUCAAACGAAUAAUAGAGAUAAUGGUAAACUGGUUGGAUUAAUCCUGCGAUCCCAACUCGUUGUGAUAUUGAAGCGAAGCUUCUACGUAGAAUACAAACGUCACUGGAAAGAUCUAGUUUCAAUCGAACAGUUCAGGAAGGAAUAUCCUCGGUAUCCAAACAUUGAGGACAUCAAUGUUAGCGAUGAUAAAAAAGUUAAGAAUUGCACAAUCGAUAUGAGCAUCUUCAUGAAUCCAUCACCCUAUAGCGUCACCCCGGAGACAUCGGUUCCCCGUAUUUUCCAGCUGUUCCGCGCACUAGGCCUUCGGCAUUUGGUAGUGGUGACGCUGGAGAAUCGUGUCCGCGGGAUCAUCACAAGGAAAGAUUUCCUCCGCGAUAAUUAAUUGUUUGCUGCGCAUUGUUAUGAUCCAAACAAUUGGAUCCUUCUUUUUAUUUGCGUGAUUGCGUAAAGCUUAAGUGAGAGAGAGAGAGAUAUCCGUUGUUUUAAGAUUCUGAAUCAGAAAAAAGACUGCUUUUAUUGGUGAACCAAAACGAAUUAUUUUACCAUUUGAA